GAAUAUUACGAAUAGGAGUUGGCAAACUAUCGGCUGGCAAUGCAGCGUAUGGCUGAUGACAUCAUUACUCUUCGCCGUCAAAUGAGUGGACUAGAGGCAGAAAACAGUGCUCUUCGCAGUGAACGUAGCCUAAACCAAGAUCUGGGGCGCAGCAUCCUCAGUGACACAGACAUUGAUGUCAUGACCAAAGCUGAAUUAGCUGACCGAUUGGUGACUCUGAAACAAAAACUAGCAAGUGAAACAUCGGAGCUACGCGGCAUGAGAGAUCGGGUCCAGCAGCUGCAGAAUGAAUUAGUCAGGAGAAAUGAUCGGGAGAAGGAACUACUCCUGCUACAAAGAGCGCACCAACAACAGCAGACUGUACUAAACCAGUACCACCAGAGACUGGGUCGGGCUAAAAAUUUACAGGACACUGUGCGAAAGCAGGAGAAGGUAAUUGAGAAAAUGGAAAAACUCCUGGACAAUAAACUCAGGGAUGAGAAGAAGAGUCGUACUGACAAAGGAGACAGAGGAGUUCGAGUUGACAUUCUGCAGGGGGAGGUUUAUUCUGCAUUACUAGCUGAGAACACACGUUUAAGGGAAGAACUGGAUAAAGCUCGACAACCUACAACAGUGUUGACUCAGAUCCAUCCGGUUCCUGAACAAUUAACUGACAGUGAGAAGUUUUCUCUUCUAAGCAAAUUGGAAAAGUUACAAGCAAGAGUACAGAGUCUGGAGAGAGAGCUGGAGGAUUCAGCCCGGCGAUGGGGCCGUGACAAACAGCAAUUCCUUACACAGAUUUCAGAGCAGCAGAUGGGAUUCCGCCGGACCCAGACCACUAUCCUGCACCACUUUUCUACUAAGGACCCAGACCCUCCCACAAAGAGACAUGUCAAGCUUGAUCCUUUAAUUUAA
Staurois parvus is the source of this 894-nucleotide messenger RNA. NCBI's taxonomy places the organism in Eukaryota, Metazoa, Chordata, Amphibia, Anura, Ranidae. The record is from the annotation of a GenBank genome assembly.